This is a messenger RNA of Chlorella variabilis, 1179 nucleotides long. RefSeq lists its product as hypothetical. The transcript has 6 exons. Gene Ontology annotation, cellular component: mitochondrion. Gene Ontology annotation, molecular function: (S)-2-hydroxy-acid oxidase activity; (S)-2-hydroxyglutarate dehydrogenase activity. NCBI's taxonomy places the organism in Eukaryota, Viridiplantae, Chlorophyta, Trebouxiophyceae, Chlorellales, Chlorellaceae. Bases 1 to 1179 code for a protein of 392 amino acids. The record is from RefSeq and is a predicted model, not a curated record.
AUGAGGAUGCCCAGGGCAUUGGCUGCCCAGCACCUGCGGCUGCUGUCCUCCGCCGCUGCCGCCGCCAGCGGAGCGGCGGUAAGCCAAGACGUCAGCUUUACCUCACCAGGAAAUGCUGGCAGCCCCGGGGCCGACGCCGAUGCCGUGGUGAUUGGAGCGGGCGUGCUGGGCCUUGCCAUUGCUCGGGAGCUGGCGCUGGCUGGGCGCAGCCUGUACUACCCGCCGGGCAGCCUCAAGGCGCGGCUGUGCGUGCACGGCAAGCAGCUGCUGUACGCCUUCUGCCAGCGCCACGGCGUGCCGCACCGCCGCCUGGGCAAGCUGGUCGUGGCCACCAGCGAGGCGCAGCUGGGUGCGCUGCACGCGCUGGCGGCCAGGGGGGCCGCCAACUCGGUGCCCGACCUGCGCCUGCUCAGCGCGGAGCAGCAGCACCGCCAGCUUUAUGAGGACGGGGGGAGCACCGCCCCCCUCUACUGCGUGCUGCGUGGUGGCAUGGUGGCGGCGCUCCUCAACCUGCUCGUGCUGGAGGAUAACAACACCGCGGAGGAGGAGGAGAUGACUGGUGCUGCGGUGGUGAACGCCGCGGGCCUGCAUGCCCAGGCCGUGGCGGCCAGCCUGCACGGCAUGCCCCCCGCCGCCAUCCCGCCGCUGCACCUGGCCAAGGGCAGCUACUUCUCGCUGGCGGCUGGAGCCCUGGCAGCCAUCAUGCCACGGCCGGCGGGUGGAGGCGGCAGCGCCCGCGCCUUCCGCCAGCUCAUCUACCCGCUGCCUGAGCCGGGCACGGCGGGCCUGGGCACUCAUCUCACGCUGGACCUGGCGGGGGGCGUGCGCUUCGGGCCUGACGUGGAGUGGCUGCCCCCUGGUACCGACCCCGCCACCAUCGACUAUGGCGUGGCGGCCGCGCGGGCCCAGCCCUUCUACGCCGCCAUCCGCGCCUACCUGCCCCGCCUGCCAGACGCCGCGCUGCAGCCGUCCUACUCGGGAGUGAGGCCCAAGGUGGCGGGCCCUGGGCAGCCUGCCGGCGACUUUGUGGUGCAGGGGCCGCACGACCACGGCGUGCCUGGCCUGCUCAACCUGUUUGGCAUCGAGUCGCCGGGCCUGACUGCCAGCCUGGCCAUCGCGCGCCGAGUGGCGGCAGCGCUGCUGGGAGGCGAUGGGGCACGGCGGCUGGCCGGCGCGUGA